Parasteatoda tepidariorum (common house spider) is the source of this 1783-nucleotide messenger RNA. The record is from RefSeq and is a predicted model, not a curated record. Lineage: Eukaryota; Metazoa; Arthropoda; Arachnida; Araneae; Theridiidae.
UAUACUGCAAUAAAGAGUUUACUUUUAUGAUAUUCUUAUCUACAGACUGCCGUCGAGCUGUAAUAAAUGUUAAUUUAUAUAUUUAAAACAUUAAUACCUAUGGAUUUCCCAUGUAAGCUUUCUAGACUGCGUAUUGACAGCCAUGACAGCUUUCUUUAGUUAUUCCCUUUGGAGCUUUCAUCCCUUAGGCUAUUUGGAUUUUUUUUCUAUUUUGUGUGUUUUCUUUUGUUUGCUUGAAUUACUUCUUUUCUUUUAACUAGUCAUUGAUAUUUGUGGUUGUGAUAACUUUAUCCUGAAGAUUAAUUUAAUUUGGCGAAGUCCCACUGCCAAGGUGAAGAUUGAUUUGGAAUGAGAUUAAGCUUCAAAAAUGAAUGAAAGCAGUCGGCAGGGCUCUGUUCCUGCAGCCCUCCCAGCAGGAUAUGCAUCUGGUAUUCCCACAUCAGGAACUAAUGCAAGCUCAAGUGUUUUUCUGGGUCAAGAUUGGAUGGCUGGAUCUGGUGCUCAUAUUUCAGGACCAUACACUGUUCUGACUACUCAUUAUCCUUCUGAAUUUCCUUUAGAGUCAAUUAGACCAACUUUUUUCGCUCCAAAUUUUAAUUCUUCAUCUCCUCACAGUAUUAUUCAAAAUACAGUUUUAGAUGUUCAUGCUCAAGGUUCUCUCUUCAAUAAGUCAGUUGGUGAAACUAAUUUUACUUACGUUACAUCAAGUCCUUCUCAAACAUCAGUAUUUACAUCUGGACUUCAUACUCCAGAUCCUUCUGAGCAGAGGACUAAUGAAAUUUCAGUGCCAAAUAAUGAUGCCUCUGCUGAAGGACUUUCUGCUCGUUUGAUGUCCAAAAGUCCUAUCAAUAGUGUUGUAAGAACUGUACCAACUCCCAAUCCUCCUUCUCGGGAUGGAACACCAGCGGGUAAUGUUGGUUAUAGACCAUGGGAACAAAUGGGUGGUGGGGCAGAUCUGCAUAGCCAACCUUCCACUCCUCAAUCAAUAUCUGAGAUGCAAAACGAAUUGCAAAGACCCUCAAGUGCUCAAAGUGAAAAGUCAAUAAGUUUAAAGGAACCCGACAAUCGGCGGCAGUAUGGUAAGCAAGACUAUUUAUCCAAAUCAUCACAAUUAUCAGAUCCUAUACAACAACCAAGGUCUGUUGAAACUCCUGGUCGGCCACCAUCUUGCCUGUCAGCUGCAGCGAGUCCUGCUGACUUAAGAGACGUACAUAUGGUCGAUGAAGUUCUUGAUCAUGAAAGCUUUUCUCAAAUUCCCCCUCAUGCUCAAAAUUUUAACAGUGCACUUCCAGUAUCUCAAAGACUAAGUAACAUAAAUAUGCAGGUGCAACAAUCUUUACGACCAUAUCCUAAUAUGUUCUUCCCUAAUAAUAAUGCUCAAAUUCCAUCAUAUAUCUCUGGAUCUCAAAUGAUGGUUGGUUAUCCUGAAGCUAAACUCAUGAAAUUAGAUAGUGAUUUGACAGAGUUGGAACUGCGGGGUAGCACAGAGAACACCUUUCAAGUGCCUUCAGUGUCUUCCACUACUCCUCGCCAAUCCAUUUCAAUCGUCCCUCAUCAUCAGCCUCAAAUCGAACAGUGGGAACGUCUAAAUCAGCCUAAUAUUCCUAACAUUCAAGUUCCACAAGAUGAAAAGGUUACCAGAAAAAAGAGAAAACGAUGUGGAGAAUGUCCUGGUUGCCAGACGAAACAAAAUUGUGGACAAUGUGGCCCAUGUAAAAGUGUGAGAAGUCAUCAGAUAUGUAAAAUGAGGAAAUGUGAGCAGUUAAAAACUAAAAAAGAAAAA